Messenger RNA from Anisakis simplex (herring worm), 105 nucleotides. Lineage: Eukaryota; Metazoa; Nematoda; Chromadorea; Rhabditida; Anisakidae. The record is from the annotation of a GenBank genome assembly.
GAUGGUAACGGUGCGGAUGUGCAGCGUGGUGGUAUUGGUCACAGCAAGGAUAACAGUGCUGAUAGUACUGGCAAUGAUAACACAAACAGUUACCAGUUGAAAUGA